Cyprinodon tularosa is the source of this 5573-nucleotide messenger RNA. RefSeq names its product zinc finger protein 362a (gene znf362a). The coding region runs from base 260 to 1600 and encodes 446 amino acids. The record is from RefSeq and is a predicted model, not a curated record. Gene Ontology annotation, molecular function: DNA-binding transcription factor activity; RNA polymerase II cis-regulatory region sequence-specific DNA binding. Gene Ontology annotation, biological process: regulation of transcription by RNA polymerase II. Gene Ontology annotation, cellular component: nucleus. NCBI's taxonomy places the organism in Eukaryota, Metazoa, Chordata, Actinopteri, Cyprinodontiformes, Cyprinodontidae. The transcript has 9 exons.
UAGAGCUGCGGCGCACAUCUGCAACAUCUGCACAGAGACGGAUGGGUUGAAAUCAUGAGCCAGAAAAUGGGUUAAAAUCAGCCUUAACUGGGAUUUUUUUCUUUCUCUCUCUUUGCUCUAAAAUGUGUUUCGGCUGUAGCACCCAGAAGUGAACAGCAGGCGACCCGGAAGGCUUGAAGUGUGGCUGAAAGCAGACAGAAAAAGCGGAGUCCUGUUCCGUUAGAAAUUGUUCUGUUUCUUCUCCUCUCGCUGGCGCAGGAUGGCUGAACCCCGAUUUAACAAUCCUUACUUUUGGCCCCCUCCUCCUUCUAUGCCUGGCCAGCUGGAUAACCUAGUCUUGAUCAAUAAAAUCAAGGAGCAGCUGAUGGCGGAGAAGAUCCGGCCACCACAUCUGCCCACUUCUUCGGCCGCCUCCCAACAGCCUCUUCUGUCUCCCUCCGGCCCGGCCGAAGGCAGCCAGCACGGCAUGUCCAAACCUCAGCAGGGGUCAGGGCUGCACAGUCCAAGCCCCUCUCAGCCUGAUAUUGCCCUGCAUGCCCGCCCUGCCUCCAGCUCUGUCACAGGUCGUAUUCUUGGAGACGUGAACUUGAAUCUGGAUGACAAAGCAGCUCUGAAAGCCCGUGGGCUGUGGGAGGACUGGCAUCUGCGUCAGCUCAUAGACCAUCCCUCUAGAACGAACCAUGUCUCAGGUGUGGCACUGGCAUCCAGAACUGGGAACCUCAGCACUUCAGAGAUCAUAACCCCCACAACUCCCACCUCAAGCAGCCACAGUCGGCUUGGUGGAGCCCCUACCCCUCAACUCAUCUCAGGGUUAGCUGGAAGCCACGGCAUGGAGCACGGGAAAACAAACGGAGGCUUUGUUGGACUCCUCGGCCCUCCUCCAAAGCAGGAACGAGGGCGCAAGAAGAUCAAGGCAGAGAACGGGUCUUCACUUUUGGUGGUACCGUACCCGAUCCUCGCCUCUGGCAACGAUCAGUCCUGCGUCACCAUUACUGCAAAAGAGGGGAAAACAUACAGAUGUAAAGUGUGUCCGCUGACCUUCUUCUCCAAGUCAGACAUGCAAAUUCACUCCAAAACACACACAGAGGCGAAGGCCCACAAGUGUCCUCACUGCACCAAGACCUUUGCAAACGCUUCAUACCUGGCCCAGCAUCUGCGCAUACAUCUGGGCCUCAAGCCGUACCGCUGCUCCUACUGUGAAAGAUGCUUCCGUCAGCUCUCCCACCUUCAGCAGCACAUAAGGAUCCACACAGGUGACCGCCCCUAUAAAUGCCUCCAUCCAGGAUGUGAGAAAGCCUUUACCCAACUCUCUAAUUUGCAGUCUCACCAGAGGCAGCACAACAAAGACAAGCCCUUCAAAUGCUCCAACUGUUUCCGUGCCUACUCAGACUCUGCCUCGCUGCAGAUUCACCUCUCUGCGCACGCUAUCAAGAACGCCAAGGCCUACUGCUGCAGCAUGUGCGGCCGGGCGUACACCUCAGAGACUUACCUCAUGAAGCACAUGCCGAAACAUGCUAUGGUUGAGCAUGUUGUGUCCCAUCAUUCGCCACCCAACAGGACAGAUUCUCCCUCUAUUCCCAUUCGGAUCUCCCUCAUCUGAGGUUCACAGCGGCUUCCAGCCCUCUGAGCACAGACUCUUACUACCAAGAUGGACCAUUUAGCUCAGAAAUAGAAUUCAGAAAUUUGAAAAAGGGAAGCUCAUCUGAUGAGCGGAUCCUUCUUCUAUAAGUUGUUAAUGAGAAAGUAUUAACGGGAUCAUGCAAAGAUAAUUUCAGCACUUUCAGGCCUGACUCUGACAGACCGAAAAUUCUUAUUUUUAUGUGACCUAAACAAGUAUUGCUCCAGGCAGCUACAUGGAAAACCUUUUUAAGCUUUGUGUUAUACAUAUAACUUUCUUUUUUAUACACUGCUUUAAUUAUCUCCUGUUAGGUUAUAUUAUAAUCUUAAGCAGUCUUCCAUUAUCGGCAGACCCAGGAAACCCAACCCUGCUAACACCCCUGUUUUGUACAAUCCCUUUAAUCACAUGCAUGUUUUAUUACAGCUGCGUAAUGUCACACAGAAAAUGUCAGAAAAAAAUCCAACAACUAAUUUGAAUCCAAAAAAUUUCCCAAUUUAUAAAAUAAUUCACAGGUGCAUAAAUGAUAUCCUUUAAAUCAGUGUUUUUCAACCCUAGUCCUCUAGGCACUCCGCUCUGCAUGUUUUUGAUGUUUCUCAGCUUCAACACACCAGAUUCAGAUGGUGGAGUGCAGCAAAGCCUGAUAAUAUGUUAUCAAUUGAUAGCAGAUGUGUGUAAACUAGCUCCAUCCGCCAGAAUCUUUUCUGCCUGCGAGUGGUCUAGCCUUGAUCAAUGCCCCAGGCCCUAGAACUGGCGGGCCAAUCACAAUACAGAGAUGUGUUUUGAUAUUUCUGGAUGCACAGUGGGUGGGGUUUUGAGGGCGGGACGACAAAGCUGCGUGACGCUUGAGAAAGCAAAAGGAAGAUGGCAACAACUAUUUAACAGUUCACGUUUGACUCAGAUUUGGAAUCAGUUUUGGAAGGAUUAGACUUAAGGUUUUCAUUGAAUCGUGAGCAGGAAGAGGCUCUACGCUCAUUCAUUUUUAAGAAGGAUGUAUUCGCCGUUUUACCAACAGGCUGUUUGUUCACACUCCCCCACCAGCUUUCUGUCAGUUGCGCUCAUUGGUCAGAGCUUUGGCCAAUAGGCACAGACAUGGUUGGAAAAACAAGGGGUUGUUCUCAUCAACAAUCUUCCGAUGUCUUAUUCAUCGGGGCAGGACUAAAUUACACGAUUCAUCUUACAUUUAGUCUGGUGUAUCAGGCUAUGAAAGCUGAGAAACACCUAAUGCCCUGAGGACCAGCGAAUACUUUUAAGCUGACAAAUCCAUUAGUAAUCCAUGAUUUUCUUGGUUUCUUUGGAUAUAAUUAUGGUGUUUUGCCAAGAGAUAGCUUCAUCUGAGCAACUAUCGCAAACGCUAACAUGCAGAGUUGCUAAACACCACUCGUUACCAUCGUUACCACUGUAACUGCUUUGGGCAGAUUGGAAUAGAAGUCAACCUCUUAAAAAACAAACACACCAGUUGGGUUUAACUUGAAAUAAUGAAUGAAUACUCUCAAAUUCACCUCAUGCCCAUUUUAAAGCACAGCAGAUGAUCUGUGAUGCUCUGGGUUUGUUUAACUUGGAGCCAACAUCAUAAAUAACGUAAAUGUAAUUGAACAUCUGUUUGGUAUUUGUUCAUUCUAAAUACUUUUCCCUGAGAAGGUUAAUAAACUACUGGCCCCUGUACAAUGUAGCUGUAUUUCAAAAAUAUUUCACAUUAUUGGACAGGACUACACUCUUGUACAGAAUAGAUAGAAUACACAAAAAGAAAUGGCGUGACAAAGACACAAAACCUAGAUUACAAGUAAAAUGAGUUACAGCAGUUUUUCAACUAAAAGCUAGAAAACGAAUAUACAAGCUAAAAACUCUGAUCAAUUUGGAGAAGGGAUUUAAAAACAGUAAGGGAGCCUGUCUGAUGAGCAUUCGUUCUAUAUUUAGGAGUCCUGAAAAAAGCACAGUCCCCUCCAAGCCAAAGUAAUUCAGAAAAAAGAAGAAUCAAUAGAAAUAGUUCACUGGAUACCAAAUCAACCUUUUUUCAUCGAUCCUUCUUGUCGUCAGACCGAAGUGCUGUGGAAAACCUGUGGAAUGAGCUGCAGACAAGGGAGCACAGAAGUAGAAGCAGGAGUCCAGAGCUCUGGGCUCUUUCUGCGUUGUAGUGUAUGUGGUCUCCUGGUACAUGUAUGGCUUCCCUCUGGGUACUCUGUUAGGUUAAUCAGUUUCUCUAAAUUGCCCUUACAUUGUUGGUAAUAGCCCAGCAAAGACAGGUGAUCAAAAAAACAAUAGGAGGAGGCAAUUUGUCUUUCCUCCGCUGACAGAUCUCCUAAAAUUAAAGGCGGGAUUUCUUUCUCAUGUUUUCUGUUAAUUAUUUUACUGCACAAAAAGUAGAUAUAUUUUAAGGUUUGUUUUUACACAUAUUUAUGACUGAUUGUCAACAUAUUUCUUAAUAUGUCUUAGUUAACGUAAAAUGUUAGUUUGAGUCCAUGUGUGUUUUAACACUAAUGCAUUAAAAGUGACGUUCCCUUUUUGCCGUACUCAUAAUCAGAUAGAUAGGUUUGAUUAAACUCUGAAUCCGAACAUCACAGUUUAAAAAAAAAAAAGGUGAUGAAAUUUGAGUUUUUCACAUCAACGUAAUUGCAAAAUAGAUCAAGACAAGCUUGGUACUUCUGCUAAUCUUGAGCUGUUGUUCAAUAUGAUGUUGCACUAAUGUGAAGAGAGAAGAGAUGAGAGAGAGUAGUAGAAGUACUAAGUGUUAAAAUCCUGUAUACUUCUUUAUCAUUUCCCUUUUUAUUCAGUUAUGCUUUAUUGGGAUUUUGCUAGAAAGACAUUUAAUUGAAAAAAAAUAUAUUUUAGCGUUAAAUGGUUUGAUGUUCUAAGUAUAUCUGUGAUCUCUGGAUGAAGAAGUUGCAUACAUUUGCAUAAUGCAUUCCCAGAUUAUUCCAAACAACAGCUGUGAGGUUUAUCUUACAAGAUGCCUUUUUUUUUUUACUUGUCGUGACCUACAAACUGAAAGGCACGUGCACAUUUCACAGGUGCUCAUCCUCAGCGCAUUUUAGGAUCAUUUCUGGAAGUCUGCUUACAGCUGGUUCAGAAUUCAAUAUUUAAAAAUGGGAAAAAGGGAACAGUGAACACUUUUAACAAGACACUUGCCAUGCUAGAGGAAGGCAUCAGGUUUGGUUCUCUGAAAUCAUAAUGGAGCCAAUAUUUUAGGUUGAGUACAGAUUUAGUUUGUCUCUGCAGCUGUGAUCUGAUCAUUGCAUACAAAAUGCAAAGUGUAGAGUGUAUAAAUACAUUUGUUGCUUUAUGCUUUGCAUAGCAUUGCUUGCAUAAUCUGUUUUGUCAUCUUACUUUUAUAAGACUUUGGUCAAAAUGCAUCACCUAAGCUCAAGCUUCUAAGAGAUUACCUGUUUUACCUGUAAUGCAAAGUGAUUGGUGUGGUGUCCUUUUUUUCUAUUGAGCAUAGGUACCUCACAAUGCAAACAUUUGAAAAAAAAAUGCAAAUGCUAAAGGUCUGCAGUUUCCAGGAGGUGGACUUCUUUUCAGUGAUUUGUUUUUCAGGAUUAUUUCUUAAACAACAUUGUGAUCACUCUUUAAGGGUUUCAACUAAAUUCUGAAUAAUCCCUCUCUAGAACCUUCAUUCUGACAAAGAAUCUGGACCACAAUCCAUCUUCAUUUUAACUGGGAUCUAUCCACAGUCAUUACACUUUUGACAUGCACAUAUUUUUAUGUGCCAGUCAAGCAUCAUUACCAUGUUUUUUUUGUCAAGGUUAAUUAGACUUUACUGUUUGCAGCUGUAAUAAAAGGUGGAGACAUCACACAUGGAGCUUUCUACUGAUCUACAAAUACAUAUUUUGUUAUUUUAUAAGCAUUUAUGGCCUUAACUUUGUGUACAACUCUUGAGUUUGUUUUUAAUCUGCUUAACAUUUGCUUUUUAUGUCAGAGCAUGAAGAAUACUGAAAAUAAACUACUAACUAUCAAAGCA